UUGGCAUCUACAAGUACCCUUCCAACAUCCUCAACUGUAGCACCAACAUCAUCACCUGAAGCAGAAACUACAACUAUGUAUGACAUCACAACAACUGUUGCUUUGGCAUCCACAAGUAACCCUACAACAUCCUUACCUGUAGCACCAACAUCAUCAACUGAUGCAGCAACUACAACUAUCACCAACAUCAUCAACUGA
Rhinichthys klamathensis goyatoka is the source of this 198-nucleotide messenger RNA. RefSeq names its product integumentary mucin C.1-like. NCBI's taxonomy places the organism in Eukaryota, Metazoa, Chordata, Actinopteri, Cypriniformes, Leuciscidae. The record is from RefSeq and is a predicted model, not a curated record. The transcript is spliced from 3 exons. The annotation marks the transcript as partial.